AUGAACCUGGUUUCUCCUUCAUCCCAACACCAGAACCUCGUUUCCACAGCUAUCCAGCAACACACGCAGGAUCACACCCAGGCCCAGCUACAAGCCGCGCAGCAAGCAGCCCAACAGGUUGCUGCUACCGCGCAGUCGUACCGGCCACUCAACGUCAAGGACGCCUUGUCAUAUCUGGACCAGGUCAAGAUCCAGUUCCAGAACCAGACAGACGUCUACAAUAACUUCCUGGACAUAAUGAAAGACUUCAAGAGUCAAAGCAUUGAUACUCCUGGUGUCAUUGAAAGAGUCUCGACUUUAUUUAGAGGUCAUCCGAAGCUAAUUGAUGGAUUCAACACCUUUCUUCCUCAGGGUUUUGCCAUCGAGUGUUCCACUGCAGAUCCAAAUACCAUCAUUGUGACUACCCCUAUGGGUAAGACAGUUAGACAGGAUCCAGGACCGAUUCCAUACGACCCGCAGCAACGCCCCACCUCCCAGAUGGAGUAUCAGUAUUCCCAUCAGCCCCAGGCACAGUACGAGAUGCUCGGGAACGGCGCGCAGCAAGCUCCUUAUUACCGCGUGCAACAGCAACCGGCACCUCAGCCGUUGCAGCAGCAACAAGACGUCAAGCAAGGCUCUCCAGCGGAGUUCGACCAAGCCAUCAACUAUGUCAAUAAAAUCAAGCAAAGGUACGCCAACGAGCCAGAUAUCUACAAGCACUUCCUCGAGAACCUCCAGAUGUAUCAAAAGGGAAUCAAGCCAAUCGACGAAGUGUAUAGAGAGAUCUCUGUCUUGUUCAGAGACGCGCCGGAUCUGCUGGAAGACUUCAAGCUUUUCAUGCCGGAAACCACCGGUCCAGUGGUAGAGCAACCAGGGUCAUUGCAAGGACCUCAAAUGGGCGAGUACAAUAAUUAUGGCCAGGUCUACUACGAUGGAAAGCCUCCUGGUCACCUCGGCCAACCUCCUUCGCAAGGUCAGUCUCAGCCACAGUCCCAACAGUCGGCUGUUCAAUUGCCCCCUGUCGGAAGCUUCCAACCACCAACUUUCCGUCAGCCAGUUUCCCAGCUUCCUGCCAAGGAUAAAAAGAAGAGGUGGGGUUCGCAGCAACUUUCCCAGCCUAUCGCAAGCCAGAAGCCAUACCAAAUGACUCAGCCUUAUGACGAGCCUCCUGUUUCCAAUCUUCGUGCCACACUACAGCCAAGAAGACGCAAAGAUGAGAAUCCAUCGUUGCUCCCUGGUGUCCCAGAACCAGUCUUCCCAAAUACUGCAGAGUCGGAUCUGACGGACGAAAUCACCUUCUUUGACAAGGUCAAGAAAACAAUCGCCAACAAGCAGACUUACAAUGAAUUCCUCAAGUUCCUCAGGCUCUACUCGAGCGAGGUCAUUGACAAGGACACGUUAAUUGAAAAAGUGGACGGUUUCCUUGGUGGCUUCCCAGACUUGUUUGACUGGUUCAAGUCCUUUGUUGGAUGGGAGGAAAAGCCUUUGCAUAUUGAGAACAUUGCAAUCAAAAAACAGCAGCUCGAUCUCAUGAUGUGCAAAGCUUGCGGUCCUUCUUACAGAUUGCUUCCAAAGUCUCAAACCUUUAUGCCGUGCUCUGGAAGAGAUGAGAUGUGUUGGGAGGUCUUGAACGACGAAUGGGCAGGACACCCCGUUUGGGCUUCUGAAGAGUCCGGUUUCAUUGCUCACCGUAAGAACCAGUACGAAGACAUCUUGUUCAGAACCGAAGAAGAGAGACACGAGUACGACUUCUACAUGGAAGCUAACCUCAGAACGAUUCAAACUUUGGAAACCAUUGCAAACAGAUUAGCUAACAUGACUGCGGAUGAAAAGGCCAAGUUCAAGCUUCCUCCUGGUUUGGGACACACUUCUGUUACUAUUUACAAGAAGGUGAUCAGAAAAGUGUACGACAAGGAUAAGGGGUUCGAAGUCAUUGAGGCUCUGCAUGAGAAUCCGGCUGUUGCCGUGCCUGUUGUCCUUAAAAGAUUGAAACAAAAGGACGAGGAAUGGAAGAGAGCUCACAGAGAAUGGAACAAGGUGUGGAGAGAGCUGGAACAAAAGGCCUUCUACAAGUCUCUUGAUCACCUUGGUUUGACGUUCAAGCAAAUUGACAAGAAGCUUUUGACUAACAAACAAUUGGUCAGCGAGAUCUCGACCAUCAGGCAAGAGCAGGUUCAGAAGAAGUUGCACCCGCUGAUGCCAAUUCCAAAGUCGCAACUCGAUUACAAGUACAAAGACUAUGACGUGUUUAUGGACGUCCUGCAAUUAGUUGAUUGCUACUUGAAGAACAACCAAACUUACUCGCAGUACGACAAGGAGAAGGUUGAAGGGUUCUUGCGCUCUUUCAUUGCCAAGUUUUUCUUUUUGGACUCCAAAUUCAUUGAUGAGGCUGUGAAGCAAAGAACUGGCGACGAUGAGAAGGAGGUCGAAAAGGAAGAGUCUGAUGACACUGAUUCCGUCUCCGCGGUUACCACUCUGUCUCAGUCCAAGAAGAGAUCUAGGGAAAACGACUUGUUAAGAGACGUCUUGAAAAAGGUGAAGAAGCCAAAGAAGAACGACGCGGAAGACGAGUCUGACUCUGCUGCUUCUGUUCAGGCUGCACCACAAUCGGAAGAAGCUGAAGAAGUUGAAAGGGCUCAAACCAACUGGAUCACCAACGACCGUCCAAAUGUUACUUACGGUGAUGACCGUGUUGAGUACAACAUGUUUUGCAAUACCCAGCUUUAUGUUUUCUACCGGUUCCUCAACACCAUGUAUGAGAGACUGUUGGAGAUCAAGAACCUUGGUCCAGAGGUGAACAAGGAGAUCAAGUCGAGAAGAGUGACUCCUUUCGCCAAGGAUCUUGGUCUGAUCAACGACCAACUUGAAGAGAUGAACAUCAACAUCAAGGGUGACGACUCAUACAAAGAAGCUUUGGCUCUGUGUGCCAAGGUGAUUGAGGGUUCUUUGGACCAAAACAACUUCGAAGAGACUCUCCGUCAAGGAUUCAGAAACAAGGCAUUCAAGCUGUUCACUGUGGACAAGGUGAUUUCCGGACUGUUGAAACAUUGUCACAGUAUUGUGAAUGACUCGAGAUGUUCAGAGAUUGUUCUUUUGAUGGAGAAAGACCGUAACGUGUCCAGAACCACUGCUAGAGACCAAAUCAUUUACAGAAUGCAGGUUCGCAACCUGAUGUCUUCCGACGAGAACAUGUUCAAGAUCACAUUCAACAAGGACUUGAACGAGACGAGCAUCACGUUCCUUGCGCUGGACGACACCACAAUCAGAGACGACUCCAAGACUCCCGAGGAGAAGUGGAACUACUAUCUCACCAGUUACUCCAUGUCUCAUCCAACUGAAGGUAUUGACUCUGGAGCCAUUCUGCUUCCAUUUUUGAAGUCGAACGUUGAGGAGGAAGAGGACGAGGACGAGGAGAUCGAAGGAGCGGCCAACUCCAAGCUCAAGGUGAAGAUCGACAAGGAGACUUACAGACUUGUGUUUGAGCCUGGUUCGUUCGAUGUGUUUGUGCGUGAGAGUGCAUUUGCUCCAGACAGCAAGCGGUUGAGCAAAGAGUCGCGGUUGGCCAGUUUGCGCGACGCUCUUAUUGGUGAGUACGGUUUAGGAAAAGAGCUGGACGAGGGCGAGAUUGAGGAAGCCAAAAAGCGGUUUAACGUGUGGCAGGAACAAGGACCGGAGGCCUAUGUUCAAAGCGACGGCGUUGGAGAGCACUCUGUUGGGGAGACUCUGAGCACCGGCGCGGAGACGGUGAUUUCCGACACAGCACCUUCGCAGACCGACCACACGUCUGCCGAAGCAGAUAAGGGAAGCGAAGAAUGA
This is a messenger RNA of Ogataea philodendri, 3795 nucleotides long. RefSeq lists its product as uncharacterized. Gene Ontology annotation, biological process: negative regulation of transcription by RNA polymerase II. The record is from RefSeq and is a predicted model, not a curated record. The transcript has 2 exons. NCBI's taxonomy places the organism in Eukaryota, Fungi, Ascomycota, Pichiomycetes, Pichiales, Pichiaceae. Gene Ontology annotation, cellular component: chromatin; Sin3-type complex. The coding region runs from base 1 to 3795 and encodes 1264 amino acids. Gene Ontology annotation, molecular function: transcription corepressor activity.